AUGGAGGGGGAGUCCCCGGGCCGCGGGGAGCAGGCGCUGCAGGAGCUCCAGGCCCUGGUGGAGCUGGUCGGGGGGAAGCCCGAGGUGCUGCUGGUCGGGGAGGUGCUGGAAGCGGGGGAGACCCGGGCGCUGCUGGGGGCUUUUGCCCGGGAGCUCUUCGGGGAGCAGCCCGGGCCCGCGGCGGGCAGCGGGGGGCAGCCCCGGGGGAAGCCGGCUCCCCAGGUCCGGGUGUGCCUCGGCCCCGGCGGCGCGGCCGGCCGGGAGAUCCGCUCCCCGCUCAUCUUCCUGCUCUGCCGGGCCGGCUCCCUGCAGCCGCCGCGGGCCCGGGCCCGGCUGCGGGAGAUCGCGCGGGACCUGCGGAGCCGGCUGCCCCGGGGCCCGCCGGCCGCCCUGGUGGGGGUGAUCGUGCAGCCCGGCCCCGGCCAGGAGGCGGCGGCGGCGCAGCGGCGGCUGGAGGCGCUGCUCUGCGAGGUCUUCCAGGGAGGGCGGCGCGGGGCCGGGCUGCGGGACACGGUGCAAGCGGCCGCCUACAGCCCCGGCCGCCCGGGCGGGACGCUGGAGGUCCGCAGAGCCGCCUGCCGAGCCCUGCGAGCGGCCCUGCAGCACCGAGCAGGUGGGGAGGAGAGAGAGAAGCGGAGAUUCCCCUCCCUCCUGCAGUGCAUCCCCUGGGGCAGGAGGAGCCAGAGAAGAGGCCGUUUGGCUAAAGCUGCCAACAACCUUCAUGAGGGUGGCCUGCAGGACCCCGAGGAGGGAGUGGCUCUGACAGGCAUGUCGCUUAACGGAAACUGUGAAGAAGCAGGCAGAGGCACAGGUGCUUAGAGCUCCUGGAUCGUGUCAAGGAACCACUCUUGCUGAUGUCCUCUUAUAGCAUGAGAACGCUGGGCUGAGUUCACCCAGCUGAUCUCCUGGAAAGGGGACAUGGAAGCCAUCACCCAGUUCUUGGGAAAAGCUGCUACCUUCUGUGUCCGAACCAGAUACCCUUCCUGCUCCCACCCCGCCACUGCUGCAGCAAAACUCAGAGGAGGGUCAUGUUCUACUAUUCGGUAGAGUUAAUUUGUGGAUGCUAAAAUGGACUGUGAGCCUUUAAGAAAUCCCGUUGGAUGCAUUUCACUGAGGGGGGUGUGACAGUGCAGGAAUCCCAGGUAUAAAAUGUGCUCAGCUGCUAAAAGAGAGAGUCGCUCAUUUGAACAACAAAAUUCCCCUCCAAGAGGCCUUCAGGGUUUCUUUGCUGAUGGAGCUAAUCUUCUGCCUUGCCCUCAUGCUUAAUUGCUGUUCUAAAGCUCCAGAUAAUGGCCUCAAUAGAACUUCCAUUUUCUGUUUGCCUCCCUGUUAGGAAACAACAGGCAAGUGGGGUGGGGGAAGCGAUAGAGCUGCAGGGAGGUCACGGUGGGAUGGCUCAUCUCCAUGUACAGGCCUUGGGACAUACUGGCGAGUUGAAGAGGAUUGAAUGCAAUAAUCUAAUGUGAAGAAAGGCUACUGUCAUGCCGUACAACUCACGUGCACAAUGCAGAAGUCACCGAUGAUCACGUCGAUAGGAGAAUGGUCUGAGAGAGCAGUUCAUUCCAUACGGCUAAUCCUGGUGCUAAGUGAGUGAUUUACAGGUUGCUCUGGGGGCAGAGCAACGGACAGUGCUUAUAGCGUUUCCACGUUCUGAUGGGGGUGACAGAUGUCCAGCCACCCCACCCCCCAAUUCCUUAACAGUGGGGUCCCAACAACCACAUGGCUUUCAGGCCCCGAAGACCACGCCUUACAUUCAUCUCUCUUAAAGAUGUGACUUAAUAUAUUGUUUUUAGGAAAUACAAUCUAUAUAUUUAAUAGUUUUCAAAGGUAUUUUUUUAACCUGUCUGGCAACCAGUUGUUUUAAUUAGGCUUUUAUUUACAUGGAAUAUUAAUGGGACACUGGGUAUGUCCGGCUACAACAUAAAGUACGAUUGGGUUUGUCUUGGUUUUCCUUGCUCUCUGUUACAAGUUUUCAUCUGGAUCAGGCUGUUGGCAGGACUGUGUCUCCUCAAUUAUGUCCCAUCUCACUGUCCUCCAGGCUUGCUGGGAGGCUCUUUUAUUUGGGUCAGUCCAUCUACAAUCGUUUUGUCUUCCUGUGUUCUUUGGUUGGCAGAGAAGCAGCUAAUAAGUGAGCACUGUGUAAUCCUAGCUAAUCCAUCUCCUGAUCUGCUGAAAAUUGAUCUUGUUCCUCCUGAGAGAAAUGUGCCUUAGGCAAUCAUUUUCUAUUGUGUAGAGUAGGAGGUGGGCAGUCAGGGUUCUUUACCCAGCUCUGACCAUGGACAAAUAAGUUAAUUUCUCUGUGCUUCAAUUUCCUCAACUGUAAAAUGGGGAUUUUGAUAUUUACCUACCUCACGCAGGAGCUGCAAGGCCUCAUUAGUCUCUGACAAGUGCUGUGAGAUCCUUGGAGGUGCCAGAGAAGGGCAAAGGGCAAUGGGAGAACAAGAGCGUACUAUAGUCUACAUAUUCAUGGAUUUCCCUUCUGGGGUCUCCCAAUGGUGCUGCAGUGAUGUUUCUGCUGUAUGAAAGCAGCUCGCUGCAUCUGUGGUGAUUCAGUGGCUGCUGAGCAGUGGAAAAGAGCAUUAGGUGUCAGGGCGGGGCGGAGUGGGAGUGACAGAGUAGCUGGGUAAAUGGGGAAACGUUUUCUCUGAUCCUCGAGUGGUGUUUGGUGGAAUUUUAUGUUGUAAUUCAGGUCACUUCAGAACUUUGCUGCUGGGAGUCUUUGUGGCUCAUGACUUAGGCCUUGUGUGUGUUGGUUGAGUAUACCUAAGGUGAGAAUUUAAUCCCAGUAUAACUCUCUCUGUGGACACUCUUAUUCUGGUAUGAGAGUGCCUUUUAUUUAAAUUUAGCUUAUAUCACUUGGGAAGGGGUUUAAGCUAAACUGAAAAAAGCCAUUCUUAUUUUAGUAUGUGUGUCCACGCCUGGAGUUAUACCUGUGUAAAACUUUCCUGUGUAGACAAGGCUUUAGACAGAACCUAGAAGGUAGAUAAUACAGUAGAACCUCAGAGUUACGAACUGACUGGUCAACCGCACACCACAUUUGGAACCGGAAUUACACAAUCAGGCAGCAGCAGAGACAUAAAAACCCAAAUACAGUACAGUACUGUGUUAAAAGUAAAUUACUAAAAAAAUAAAGGGGAAGUUUUAAAAAAAGAUUUGAUGAGGUAAAGAAACUUUUUCUGUGCUAGUUUCAUUUAAAUUAAGAUGGUUAAAAGCAGCAUUUUUCUUCUGUGUAGUAAAGUUUCAAAGCUGUAUUAAAUCAAUAUGCAGUUGUAAACUUUUGAAAGCACCAUAAAGUUUUGUUCAGAGUUACGGAUAUUUCAGAGUUACGAACAACCUCCAUUCCCAAGGUUGUAAAGUCACAGCAUAUAUGAGUCUAUAUAGAGAGGACCAACGCCACCCUGCUUCCAGAUCACGGGGUAUUCUGUACAUUAAAUUUGCUUUGAGGGAACAUGGUUACAAGCAAAUUGAAAAUACAAAUAUAAUAAUGUGAUUUAGUCAAGUCAUUUCUUGUGGGUGGCUGCGUAUGUGAUGCUGGAUUUCAGCACUGAGUGGGAAACAGUUGAUCAGUUACUUGAAGUGAAUCUUGGCUAAUGCGCUAUCUUCUAGCAGAGCUCCUCUGGGGAGCUGUGCAGGGAGAUAGAGGGCCUGUCUACGCUACAAUAUUAAGUCGACUUAUGUUAAGUUGACGUCUAGCCACUGCAGUAAUUAAAGCAGUGGUUCACAUCCACACUUGCUCCUUCUGUCAGUGGGGCGCGUCCUCACCAGGAGUGCUUCCGCCGACUGAAGUGGGGCAUUGUGAGACACUGACAGCUGGAGCCUGGUAGCCCUGGGGUUCACAGCUGUGCCCACUCCCCCUUGCCCCCGCUGACAGCCAGAGCUGUCAGCCGUGCACGGGCUCACAGUCCAAAGGCAAUGUAAGUAACAGUGUCUACACGGACACUGCGUCACCCUAACUACAUCAACAUAUGCGCCACACCUCUCGUAGUUAUGUCGGUGUAGACGGCCACUUACUUCGACAGAAGUAGCAUUCUAGUGUGCACACUGACAUAAUUAGGUCGAUGUAAGCUGCCUUAGGUUGACCAUAACUGUAAUGUAAACCAGGCCUGAGUCUUACGUAUUUAUGUCUCUCUUUGUUCGUCUCUAAAUUAAGAGCAGGUCACUUAUUCAAACUCUUCAUACUAAUUUAAAUGUUUACUCCCAUAACAGUGCUGACAGUGUUAUGCAAAUCUUUGUAAUCUGUUAAGGCCUGAUGAAUUAACCAUUUAAAAUAUCCCCGUAGAGACCAACACAAUGUAUAUGGACUUGGGGCCAAAUUCUGCUCCAGAUUUACACGUGUAGUGACUUUGAUUCCAUUGACUUCAAUAUUCUAGAUUUAUAUGGAAGUAAACGGGCGCGGAGCUGGCCCCAUGUAUCUUCCACUGGACAUUGCUCUUCAAGAAGGAAAGUGACUUGGAUGUUUGUUUGUUUUUAAACAGGUUAACUGGCCUUUUAUAGGUGAAGCAGAUAUUUUAUGUAUUAUUUAAUUGGGGGACUAAUUUUGGGACAUUGUUACCUUAGAUACUUGAUCUGAGAAAUAAAUAAACAGAUUUAAAUCCUA
Molecule: messenger RNA, 4597 nt
Organism: Caretta caretta (loggerhead turtle)
Lineage: Eukaryota; Metazoa; Chordata; Testudines; Cheloniidae
Gene: C9H2orf72
Product: chromosome 9 C2orf72 homolog
Source: RefSeq, a predicted model, not a curated record